CUCGUGUCACAAGGACUUUUUGGUAUUGUAGACGGCACAAUUCAGGUACCUCCCAUGUAUACUUUGGAUAUUAAUAAUCAGCGCAUAGUUAAUACUGAUUACUAUCAUUGGCUUCGGGUGGACCAAACAAUUCGUUCUUGGUUGUUUGCCACUCUUACUCGGGAUGUAUUAACUUAUGUACAUGAUAUUAAACAUUCCUUUGGUAUAUGGGCAAGGUUGCAAUCUCGUUUUAUGUCUGUCAGUUUACCAAGGGCUAUGGAACUCAAACGUUUCUUGAACAAUACCAAAAAGAAACCAAAUCAGUCUACGGAACAUUUUUUACGUGAAAUUAAAAAUCUGGCUGAUGCUUUAGCUACGAUAAAUUCUCCUGUGACUAAUAAAGAAUUACCUUAAAGCACACUUAGUGGAUUGGGGCCUGAGUAUCAAUUUGUUACGGGUACUAUAUCAUUAUUUCCCAAGAGUUUUCCACCCGAUAUUCUCCACCCACGUCUUAUGGAAGCCGAGAAACAAGUUCUACAGCCGGCUUUUGGAGCACAUGUGGGUCAAGGCCAGCCCCACAAUCCGCCUGGACAGCAGCAACCUGGCAAUGGUGCAUACUGCGGCAGAGGAGGCCGCGGCAGAAAUGGCAGAGGCAGAACAGGCCGUGGAAGGGGCCGAUUCCAUCAUCAGCCGACCUACGGCCAGCAGGCAUAUCCACAGCAGCAGCCAGGCAGUCUGCCCGCACCCCAGCCUUUGGCCGCAGGGUGUGUGUAUAAUCCGAGGCCAAAUAAUGCUCCAUCCGGUAAAUCUGUCUUGUCCAUUUUAAAUAUUAAUGCUAAAUCUACUUCUGGUACUCACUCUCAUUAUGCAGGUUUCUCAUCAGCUGAGGGUGUUCUUGGGUCAGUACCUUCCAUGGUUGUGUGUCAAAUUUGUUUUUCUGCACGUCAUUCCGCAUUACACUGUCCGUCUUGCUUUUCACAGCCAUCUGCACCUGCUUUGGUUGCUCCGUCUGGGAAAUUAAUGAUGCUUUGUGGUAUCCGGAUUCCGGAGCUUCAGCUCACAUGACAUCAUCUGAAGGGGACUCUUGAUCAUGGAUUGUGGCUUCAGCCUACCUCUCGAGCUACUUGUGUUAUUGCUUACUCUGAUGCUGAUUGGGCUGGCUGGCCAGAUACGUCUCGUUCCACGACUGGCUUUGCAGUAUUCUUGGGCCCAAAUCUUGUCUCCUGGAAAUCCAAGAAGCAGUCUACUGUCUCCAAAUCCUCUACGGAAGCUGAAUAUAGAGCCGUUGCUUAUACUGUUCAGGAUACCCUGCAUAUUCAUUCUGUAUUGUUUGAGCUCGGCUAUCCUGUUUCUAUUCUGGUUCACCUGCUUUGUGAUAAUAUAUACGCUUCCUAUCUUACAGCUAAUCCAGUUCAGCAUGCUCGUAGCAAGCACAUUCAGAUAGACUAUCAUUUUGUCAGAGAACGUGUUGCUCAUGGAGAUCUCGUUGUCAAGUACAUCCCCACUCAGUUGCAGUUAGCUGAUAUUUUUACCAAAAGUCUUUCUAGUCAGCAAUUUCAUUUUUUAAAGGACAACCUGCGCGUUGUAUCUCCCGCACAGUUUGAAGGGGUGUAAUAGAAUAUUAUUAGGCAUAUUUGUUUCAUAAUCUGUAUUAAACUCUUUUAAUAUAAAUAGACAUGCCGGGGCUCCUAUUGGAGUACCUUUUCCCGUUAAUUCACAAUACUCACUUGUUUC
Cuscuta epithymum is the source of this 1713-nucleotide messenger RNA. The record is from the annotation of a GenBank genome assembly. NCBI's taxonomy places the organism in Eukaryota, Viridiplantae, Streptophyta, Magnoliopsida, Solanales, Convolvulaceae.